This is a messenger RNA of Morone saxatilis (striped sea-bass), 2113 nucleotides long. RefSeq names its product Kruppel-like factor 11b (gene klf11b). Gene Ontology annotation, molecular function: DNA-binding transcription factor activity, RNA polymerase II-specific; RNA polymerase II cis-regulatory region sequence-specific DNA binding. Gene Ontology annotation, biological process: regulation of transcription by RNA polymerase II. The transcript has 4 exons. NCBI's taxonomy places the organism in Eukaryota, Metazoa, Chordata, Actinopteri, Moronidae. The coding region runs from base 433 to 2025 and encodes 530 amino acids. The record is from RefSeq and is a predicted model, not a curated record.
CGCCGCAUAGACCGGAUCGACCUUUCGCCUAGUUUAACGGACGUCGGUUCAUCGGGUUUACUCUGACACUGCUGACUCUCGAGGCCACGCCCACCAACGGCCACGCACCCUAUUUCCUCCAACCGUCCGGCGAGCACGCACUGUUCACGCGCUCCCUGCUCUCCCAUUGGCUGAUUCUCAGCACACACUCAAUUGUGAUUGGUCGAGUGUUGCCACCCGCCGCUGCGUGUUGUGAGUUUUGUUUUUCUUUUUUUUUUCUCCUCCCUCCUCCCCAUGUUUUACACACACAGCUGAGAGUAGAGGGAUCCAGUCAGAGAAAAAAAACCGACCUCAACCCUACCCCGGCUCAGGCAGCAGCACUGGCAACCGCCGUCUCUUUGUUCUGCACUGCCUUUGACAACAAAAAGUGAUAUUUAGAUAUUUUAUUCCUCAAUGCCAUCGCGACAGUUUCGAGAGAUGGACUCCAACGGGACUGAGUACAUGGAUCAUUGUAGGUCCUACGCAAAGAGACGGAGACACGAUAGUGAGCAGUCUGUCUGUAGUGGGACGUCUGGCCUGGAGUACACGGACCUGGAGGCAGCUGAAGCCCUGGUCUGCAUGAGUUCUUGGGGCCAGAGCCACUUCCUCGGGAGCAACAGGCCGAACCCCUGCAAGCCCAGACCCCUCACCCCGGCCUCGGACUCCUGUGACUCCCUCUUGCCGCCAGAACUUCCAGAGCCCCCGAAGGACUUUGUGUCCCUCUCUUCUCUGUGUAUGACUCCUCCUCACAGCCCCAGCUUUGUCGAGACCUCAACGCUCCAGUCUGGCUCUGUCCUGGCUGCGUCUUCACAACACUGUGGAUCCGGGCUUCAUCAACCUGUCCUGGCACCCGUCGCUGAAAAGACCCCCCCUUCCUCCUCCUUCUCCCGUCUGCCACAGCCCUGCAGAGCCAUGGCGACCAGCGUCAUCCGCCACACCGCAGACAGCAGCCCCUGCCAACACCACAUUCCAGUGGCCCCCAAUCCAGAGAAAACUAGAGACACAGUAACGGCUGCAGUGGUCUACCAGCAGCAGCGGCAACAGCAGCAACGCGUUACAAAGACUGAGCAGAUAAGCACACCUCCAUCUCCUCCGACUGCUCUUACACCCACAUUGUUCGCCACAAUAACAGAGCAGCAAGCCAGUCCCUCAAAACCCUGUUUUGACAGUUUCUCCACAUCCACUCAUGUCAGUACCCAACUGCAGAGCAGCCCACCCACUGCUCCCGCAACCCUGUCCCCACAUUCAGUCACCAGCUCUCAAAUCAUCUGCCAGAUGUUCCCUGUCAGCAGCCAAUCAGGUAUAAUCUCAGCCUUCAUACCAGGCACUGUUCAGACAUCAAAUGCUGGGAUUCGGACCGCCACCACAUCCAUCCUCCCCCACCCCUCCUCAGCUAACUCCGGCCCUGUCCAGCAGUCCCUCAUCGUGGGCUCAGCGGUGCCCCAGGGCACGGUGAUGCUGGUUCUCCCUCAGUCCUCCGUCUCUCAGGCCCCUCACUGUCCUCAGACUGUCAUGACGCUGGGCAACACAAAGCUGCUACCUCUGGCCCCGGCCCCUGUGUACGUGCCCGCGGGGCCCAGUGGCGGUACAACAGCCACAAAGAUGGACUUUUCCCGCAGGAGAAACUACGUCUGCAACUUCCCAGGCUGCAGGAAGACGUAUUUCAAGAGCUCACACCUCAAGGCUCACCUAAGAACACACACAGGUGAGAAGCCUUUCAGCUGCAGCUGGGAAGGCUGCGAUAAGAGGUUCGCCCGCUCCGACGAGCUCUCCCGACACCGGCGAACUCACACCGGCGAGAAAAAAUUUGUGUGUCCCGUGUGCGACCGGCGAUUCAUGCGCAGUGAUCACCUCACCAAACACGCCCGACGUCACAUGACCACAAAGAAAAUUCCCUCCUGGCAGGCUGAUGUUCGGAGCCUGAACAAAAUGGUCGCGGGCAAAACACCUCCCUCAAAACCUGGCCUUGCCACGCUAAGCAUGCUGGUGCCUGCCGGCUCCAAGUAGACAAUGAACACUGCCAUCGUACCUACUCCCAAGAUACAACAGGGAGCAGCCAAGCACACACGGCUGCUGCUAUUUUACUCAUGGGAAU